Messenger RNA from Acanthocheilonema viteae, 2315 nucleotides. The record is from the annotation of a GenBank genome assembly. Lineage: Eukaryota; Metazoa; Nematoda; Chromadorea; Rhabditida; Onchocercidae.
AUGCUCUUUUCGGAGAAAGAGCGAACAGCAGUAAAUGAAAGUCAAAAUACCAAGUGCCUCAAGACUCUCAGUGUCCUACCAGGCAGUAGGGCGUCCCCCUUAAGCGACGCGUAUGGUGUUUCUGGCCUGCCUCAUACGAAAAGUAAAGCGAAGGUUAAGGAAAUACGCCUAGCAAGUCUAAACGUAGGAACCCUUAAAGGAAAAAUGGCCGAGAUGGCAGCUAUGCUAGCUCAAAAAAGAAUCGAAAUUUUGUGCGUGCAGGAGACGAAGUUUAAGGGAGCAAAGACAACCAUGCUGGCAAAUGGAUACAAACUAUACUAUAUGGGCGUGGAAUCACACAGGAACGGCGUCGGCAUCAUACUCGCACCCCACCUUGUACCAGCAGUGGUCGAAGUCAAACGGUUUACAGACAGAAUUAUCUCACUAAAACUGGUGCUAGGAAACCAAAUUGCGACCGUAUUCUCGGUGUAUGCUCCGCAAGUCAAUUGUUCAAACGAGGAAAAAGAAACUUUCCGGGAAGCUUUGGACAACGCAAUGAUGGCAAUGAAAGAGGAUCUUACGAUCAUUGGAGGCGACUUCAAUGCUCAUGUUGGAAACGUUAGAACAGGUUUUUCAAGAGUUCUCGGUGGCCACGGAUAUGGGAUUUCCAACGAUGAUGGUGAGCACACACUAAGAUUUGCGCAAGCGUUUGACCUAGCACUAGCGAACACCUUCUUUCAAAAGAGGGAUUCCCACCGCAUCACUUACUACAGUGGUAACCACAAAUCUCAAAUCGACUAUAUGCUGGUCUCAAGAAAACACCUGCAGAAGAUCAAAGAUUGCAAAGUCAUACCGGGACAGGCAUUGUCGGCACAACAUCAACUCCUGCUCAUGUCCCUACGGAUACCUCAUACAAAGCACCAAAUCAAAAGCUCACACUAUGAGCAAGUAAUCAAAUGGGCCAAACUUAAGGAACGAAGCGAUGCAUUCGCCAUCAACAGUAAUAUCGAGCAACUCGCACAAGAUUGCUACGAAAACCCUAAUACACUCUGGGAGGACGUGUCAAAUAAGCUCAUCAAUGCUGGGAAAAGUACGUUAGGUGUGACGAAAGGCGGAAAGGCAAGAGCAAAAAUAACGUGGUGGUGGAAUGAGGAUACACAAAUAGCAGCUGACGAGAAGAAGAGACUGUUUAAAAUCUGGAAAGCAUCUAAGACGGAAGCUGACAGGAAAGUUUACAAGGAGCAAUGCAAGCGAACGAGCAAAAUUGUUGGGGAAGCAAAACGGAGAGUGUUUGACGAUAUUUAUGAAAGGAUGCAUACAAAAGAAGGCCAAAAUAUGGUGUACAAAAUGGCGAGGCAAAGAGAGAGAAAAUCAAGAGAUAUUGAAGGAGGCGCACGGUACGUGAAGGAUAAAGGAGGUAAGCUACUACUAAACGACAAAGAUGUUAUAUCUCGAUGGAAAGAAUACUUUUCAGAACUGUUAAACAGUAACGAGAGAUGUGUAAAGGAGCUUGAUGACCCUCCCCGCUCCUGCAACUUAGUUCAUCCAAUAACCCGAGAUGAGGUUGUGGAGUCGUUGAAAAAGAUGAAGAAAGGCAAAGCAAGAGGACCUGAUGACCUUCCGAUUGAAUGUUGGAAGAGUCUUGGAGAAGAAGGAAUCAAUGUGCUAAGAAAGUUGUUCAACCUAAUACUUAACGAACAAACGAUACCCGCAGACUGGAAACGCAGUUACCUAAUCCCUAUUUUCAAAAAUAAGGGAAAUUCCCAAGAAUGUGGUAAUUACCGAGGCAUCAAGCUGAUGUCACAUACGUUCAAACUCCUUGAAAAAAUUAUCGAAGGAAGGCUAAGAGAGCUGAUCACGAUUGCAGAUGGGCAAUUUGGGUUCGUAAGCGGUAAGUCUACUAUUGAUGCGAUACACGCACUAAGAAUUAUGGCUGAAAAAUAUACGGAGCGUAAUCUGGAGUUGCACGCAACCUUCAUCGAUCUUGAAAAAGCCUUUGACAAAGUGCCACGAAGCGUAAUCUGGUAUGCCCUUCGAAAGAAGAAUGUUCCUGAGGUUUACAUCAGGCUCAUUCAAAAUAUGUAUGACAACAACACAACGCACAUACGCACGUCGCACGGAGUUUCUCAAGGUUUCACAAUCAAUGAAGGGGUACAUCAGGGAUCAGCACUUUCCCCACUUCUGUUCAUAACAGUAAUUGAUGAAAUAUUAGUAAAUCUUGAAAGUGAAGCGCCAUGGCAUCUGCUCUAUGCAGACGACGUUGUACUUAUCUCCAACAACAUCACGGAUAUGAGCGCAAAAGUGAAGAGAUGGAAGGACGAAUUAGAGAGUUAUGG